This is a messenger RNA of Drosophila kikkawai, 1134 nucleotides long. RefSeq lists its product as uncharacterized. The record is from RefSeq and is a predicted model, not a curated record. NCBI's taxonomy places the organism in Eukaryota, Metazoa, Arthropoda, Insecta, Diptera, Drosophilidae.
AUGCGACCCAUUUGGGAGUCGGCCAGCAGGCCGCUGUUUGUACGCUCUGUGUGGCGGGAGGCCAUCGGGAGGCGACACUUCAUACUCGACUACGAGCCGCGACAGAGGCAGCGCUGGAAGCGACAGAAGACAAGGCUGAGAGGUAACUACCAGCAAACCCAAUCCUGUGAGAUCUUCGAGCAGUCCACGGAGGACGAUAGUGUCGAGUACCUGGAUGAGUACCUGUUAUUGGACGCCACCAAGCUGACGCUGCAGCAGCAACAAUCCCUGCCCACAAUGAGUGGCCGUCCAGGACAAAUCCCAGCGACAAGCGGUGGACGAGAGCCGCGGCAGAGUAGUCGCCAGUCCAAGAGGCGGGCUUGGCUGCUGAGUCGAGGGCGCACCUACCAUUUAGAUCAGCACCUGGGAGAGCAUCAAUCACGGCGCAGUUCCCUCCAGGAUGCAGGUAGCGUCCUCACCCCAACCGCUAACAAUCCCGAAGAGCGACUGGCCGAAAGAGUGCUCCACUGGCUGGACUUGGCCGGACGGACGGACAUUGUCAAGGCUCCGGCGCCCGAUCCGCCGGCCACCAGCAGUGCUCAGGUGGCUAGAUCCGCUCAAAGGAUGCAACGUAGCCACCAUCGAACUAUAAGUCUUAAGCGCGUGGCCACGGCAGCAGCGAAUCACCAAAGAUCGCUGGCUAGGAAGCCCAGUGCCAAGCCGUUGCCGCCGCAGCAGGCCCCCGCCCAGCAGGUUAUUAACACCUCCUCGUCCGCCUCGAAUGCCAAGCCCAUCACCAUAAUCUUCAACAAGGAGGGCGUGCCUGUGCGACUGAACCGUCCUGCCCGCAACAUCGAUCUCUGCGCUCUGAGCAGCAGUGCCAACACCACGCGCCGCUUGGCGGGACAGUUGGCCUCAGCCCGCUUGUACAGUGGAGCCACUGCAUCGCCGCUGUCUGAGGAGGCGCGAACGCCGCCUCUAAGCAGUCGUGGCAUGGCAUCUGCCGCUUCGGACAGCCGCAAGCAGCUUCACAUAUUCAUGCCUAGCCUGCCCAAGAAGGGAUUGUUGGCAGCGAGUUCCGCAGAGGGAAGUGGCAUUGGAGGUGCUAGCGAGGAUGCCCUGAGCACCAGCUUCAGUGAGCUAUGCCAGCUGUAG